AUGGCGUUUUCUCAGUCAAUAGGAAAAGCACAGACUCCAGCUAUGUGUCAGUUCUGUGAAGAAUCACCAGACAUUAAGUGGAAGUGUAUAAACUGUGAACUAUUUUUAUGUCAGCGGUGCUGUUCAAAGAUACAUAGUAAAAUCAAGGCAUCUAUGGAACAUGAAAUUAUAAAUGUAAAAGAUUUUGAAAUGGCAGAUUUUGCCACUUCAGUGCGGAAAGUUGACCUUGAAAACAUGGUAUGUAAAAUUCAUGACAAACAAAAGUGCUUUGUCUUUUGUAAAGAUUGCAAAGAGCCUUCUUGUUCCAAAUGCUUAAUAGAGACUCAUAAAUUGCAUGACUAUAAAGACCUUGAUGAAGAGUACAAAGAAAUAAUCUUUGAAAUGGAGGAACUAAUCAAACAGUUUGAAGCCAAUCUAAAAUUCAUUAGUAAUGAAAAGAAACAGUUGCAAAAAAAGCUUUCUGAUGGUGAUAACAAUUUCCAAGAAACAAGGGAUUUAAUUCUGCAAACGGAGAAAAAAAUGAAAGACGUUAUUUCAAAACAUGCUAAAGACCUCUUACAAGAACUUGAAGCAAAAUGGAAGCCAACUGAAAAUAUCAUAAAAAGAGAACUUUCAGCCAUCACAAAAAAUGAAGAGAAGAUAAAGACCAAGAAGAAAAAUCUAUACCAAGCUCUGCAGUCUCAUCAAGCCAUUGACAUUUUCUCUACAAGUAAAACUUUAGAAAAGUCAUUGUCACAUUAUUCAGUUAAAAAAAUAAAAGAAAAUAAAACAAAGUUUAUUCCCACAAAUAUGGAAGUGAAAAAAGGAAGUCAGUCAGUGUUAGGCGACAUUUAUACAACUCUGGACUUGGAACUUAUAAACACUUAUCACAGUGAUCUUGAAAAUGUGACAAAUAUAGUAUUCUGCAGUGACAAAACAGCAUUUGUAGGAAGCCUCAAUAGUUCAAAAAUACAAAAAAUAAACUUUGAAACUAAUUAUAUCAAAGUAGAAACAGAAAUUCUGAUAGAGGUUAACGAUAUGGCAAAAUUUACCGAUAAUGAAAUACUUGUGGCAACAGGACAAAGUGGUCUUACACUAUGUACCAAAGAUGGACAAUUUACCACAUUUAAGUCAUUUUCUCCAUUAAAAACUGCAAGUGUUCAUGUAACUAAAAACAAAAAGAUAAUAGUAGGUUUAGUGGAAUAUACUCUUGAUAUAUUUCGAAUUGCAAAAGACAGUCACAGAAAAGUUGUGAUUAUGAACCAGAAUGGUGACAUACAACAUACUAUUGAAUAUGACACAGACAAUCAAAGACUGUUAACAUGUCCUUAUAGAAUCAAUAGUUUAAAAGAUAGGAUAGUAGUUGUAGAUAAUACAGACAAGAAACGAGAGGGGAGGGUAGUAAUGUUUAAUUAUGGGGGACAACUCCAUUGGACCUACAAUGGAUGUAAUAGAAUCAUUUCUGAUCAGGUUAAGUUUUACCCAAGAGAUGUGUCAAUAACCUCUACAGCAAUGAUUUUAAUUUCUGACCAAAUCAAUCAUGCAAUACACGUAACAAAUCCUGCUGGAAAGGUUAUUGUAUGUUGUGAUGUAAAAGUCUUAGGUAUAGAGUUACCUUUCAGUUUUGAUAUUGACAAUAAUGAAGUUUUAUGGAUUGGCUGUGACACAUGGGAGGAAGACAAAAUUAGAAAGGCCAAGAUAAUACGUGUUAAACUUACUUGA
This is a messenger RNA of Mytilus trossulus (common blue mussel), 1701 nucleotides long. RefSeq lists its product as uncharacterized. Gene Ontology annotation, molecular function: zinc ion binding. The record is from RefSeq and is a predicted model, not a curated record. Lineage: Eukaryota; Metazoa; Mollusca; Bivalvia; Mytilida; Mytilidae. Bases 1 to 1701 code for a protein of 566 amino acids. The transcript has a single exon.